Messenger RNA from Tarenaya hassleriana, 1735 nucleotides. RefSeq lists its product as uncharacterized. The transcript has 12 exons. Gene Ontology annotation, molecular function: 3'-5'-RNA exonuclease activity. The record is from RefSeq and is a predicted model, not a curated record. Lineage: Eukaryota; Viridiplantae; Streptophyta; Magnoliopsida; Brassicales; Cleomaceae. Bases 172 to 1575 code for a protein of 467 amino acids.
GUUCCAAUCAUACCAAUUGCAGCCCCACCGUAAUCCUACGGUCCAGAUUCUUCCGUCCUUUUCCCACCUCUACUCCUCCUCCGUUUCUUAUUCCUCCCUGCGAUUCCUCUGUCCAUCUACUUCUUCGGUUCACUGUCUUCGUUGUCCCUACGGAACAAGCCAGAUUUCGAUAUGAGACUGAACUCGAGUGUAGCUACAAUGGCGGAACCGAGUGUUUCUUGUACUACUUUCAAUAUCCUAGCUCCUAUUUAUAAGCGGCUCGAUCAACAGAACCAGAGUAUUCGAGAGAGUGAUUUUCGCCCCAGGUGGUUCACUAGGAACCAGAUGAUUUUGGAUUGGUUACUCCAUGAUCAGUCUUCGGUUAUCUGUCUCCAGGAAUUCUGGGUUGGGAAUGAAGAAUUAGUGCAAAUGUACAAGGAGAGGCUGGGCAAUGCAGGUUACACUACUUUUCAGCUAGCCAGGACGAAUGGGCGUGGAGAUGGCUGUCGUAUAAGCGGCAACCUUAUUCUCAAUGACUGUUUGAUGGUGGGUGGGGUGGAGUGGAUGUUUACUCUUCCAAGCUGUCUGACUGGAGGGUUUGCAUUACUCCUUACAGGUCUUUUAACUGCCAUUCACAAGGACUACUUUGAAGUUGUGAAUUAUGGGGAGCUGCUCUUUAACGACUUUGGAGACCGUGUUGCACAGCUCUUGCAUGUCCAAUCUGUUAUUCCUGUUAUGCUUAAUGGAAAUGAGAAGGUUCAACAAGAGAUUCUUAUAGUGAACACCCAUCUGUUGUUUCCUCACGAUUCUAGUUUGUCGAUUGUGAGAUUGCAUCAGGUCUACAAAAUCCUUGAAUAUCUGGAGACAUACCAAAAGGAAAAUAAACUUAACAACAUGCCCAUUAUUCUCUGCGGUGAUUGGAAUGGAAGCAAACGUGGACAUGUCUACAAAUUCCUGAGGUCUCAGGGGUUUGUAUCGUCAUAUGAUAUUGCACACCAAUACACUGACAGUGAUGCAGAUUCUCACAGGUGGGUUAGCCACAGAAACCACAGAGGGGACAUAUGCGGAGUCGACUUCAUAUGGCUUCGUAACCCCAGCAAGCCAAGAAAACCAUUGAAAACAAGUUGGGCUGAGGCAGUUUUCGGCAUAAUCAAGUAUCAACUCCAAAAAGCUUCUAUUACUGAGGACAAUGCCUUCGCGUCUCUAAGGGGCAGUAACAGCGAUCCUGUGACUUACCCUGACUUUUGUGAGGUCCUUCAGAAGGUAAAUAUAACGGGACUUCCUUACGGGCUGAGCUUCGAGGACACAAAAGAGCUGUGGCUUGGAGCCGAUCUUGAUGGAAAUGGCCUUCUUGACUGCGAAGAACUUAAGAGGAUUUGGGACAUGACAUUGGCGGUGGAUCAGACAGAGUUCUGCCAAGAGAGCCUCGAGGAGGAGAGUACAGAAUCUGUAGAAGCGAUAGGUUUCGAAGUGAAGAAGGCGGUCCUGUUUCCACUGGAAGCCGAGAGAGGGAUGUGGCCGGAGAACUACACUCUGUCCGACCAUGCCCGCCUCACCGUCGAAUUCUCGCCUUGUCGGAGUUCUCUCUCCAGUUAAAAUGCCUUUGAGCACAACAAUCACACGAUGUUUGUUUGUAGAUACGGCCAGGACAGAUGAAGGAACAGAAACCAAUCCUCUUGUCAUCCGUAUAGUUUUUGGAGACAAGAGAAUCAUCUAAAGAAAAGUUUGCCAUGGUGCUCACUCUGUUACUUGGAUC